Molecule: messenger RNA, 6323 nt
Organism: Lineus longissimus
Lineage: Eukaryota; Metazoa; Nemertea; Pilidiophora; Heteronemertea; Lineidae
Exons: 6
Coding region: 148-696 (182 amino acids)
Source: RefSeq, a predicted model, not a curated record
UGAGUCUUUCGUCAGACAUGCCAGAUUUGUUUACAAAUGGCUGCGAUUGCCAGAUCGUUAUUUGCCAACUAAAUCGUUCCUCUAAGUUAAUGUAACUACUUCCGAAAUAAAGAGAUUCUAGUUGAACGCAGGUUAUUUGAGAUCAAGAUGUGGUUCUACCUUUGGCCUCACACAGUUUACCACCUGAUGAGGUGGUUCCCACGAAACAACAGAGUCAAGGCGAGAGUUGUUGUGAUCCUGUUCACACUGGCACUGUUGGUGCCACAGUUUGUCAUUCUGUUCCAGCCUCACACAGGCAGGUAUUGUGGAGGACAUCUGCUUGAGCUGCUCAUCACUGGAGUUGUGCUUUCAUUCCUUAUGGCCGGUUUCUCCAUCAUCUUCUCCAUCAUGGAUCCAGUGGCCAACCAAAUUAAGAUUGCCUUCCAUGUGUCUGGUGUGAUCAACUUGUUGUAUCUUGUUUCUUGUACAGUUCUUUUCUUUACCAAGUCAGCUGAUUGUCUUGUAAACACACAAGAGCUUUACUACUACAGCUUGGCCAUGCUGACACUGUCUCUCGUUGCAGCUGCAUUGCUCCUGGUUACCAUACCAUUCUGGAUAGCUAACUCCCUCCACAAAGAUAACAUUCUCAACAUGAAACAACGUGACGGUGUGUGUUACGAGCCGGUCAGGUGUUGUCAGUGCAUCUGGCACAUCUAGGAAAAGGCACAAACAAAUGAAAAACUGGGUGUAACGUAUGUACCGAAGUGAGUGACAGAAAUUGGGUGCGAAAGUUUGAGGUGCAAGUUACAUGAAUUUACCAUUGCUCUGCACCCAUUUUAGCAAAGUUUUUCAUAAUGACUAAUGUGUCAGUUGGUAGAAAUAUUUAAUGACAAUCACAUAAACGUGCAUGUGUAUAAUAGUUCAUGGUGAAAUUCCAACCAAAAAAUUUCGCUUCUGUCUGAAUUGUUCUGAUAUAAUUUGUUGUGGUCCAUUAUUAGAAUAUUUAAAGGCCUACGCCGUUUGUUAAAAAAAUUUGAAUUUGUAAUUGAAUUUGAAAAAUUUCAAUUGCAUAAAUACAUACUGAAUAUAAUUUUCAGCAUUGCCUUUGUGUAGACAUAUAUACAAAUACUAUAAAUACCAAGUUUCAACAAAUUCAUAUUCAUAAUAACUGCACUACGGCAUUGUGUAUUAGUGGAUUUCUAUUUAACUAGACCACAAGUACAUUGUUUUUGGAAUGACUACAUUAUUAAUGUCUGCAUUCCCUUUUGUAACAUUUAAUUCAGACUUUUUCCUUAACUCUUUGAGACUGUUGAAUGGCAUCGGUCGUUUAAGGUAAAUCAGGCACCAGUAACGUUGAACGACCUAUGCCAUUUGCAUACAUCACUUUCAACAUACGGUUUUGUAGUGCUCGGCACUGUCUGAAAUCAAUCUGAGAGACAUCUACAAUUAUUCUUGAUUACUAACAGCUGUGUUAUAAUAUUUUUUCUUACUAUGGUUGGGUGUAUAUGGUGGUGUCAGCUAGCAGAGUAAGUUAAGAUAGCGAUAGUGUCUUCAAAAUGUUAAAACCCAUUAGAAAUUGAUAACCAAUGUGCAGGUGUUGCAGCAGAAGUUGGCGUGAAGUUGAAGUAAUGUAGAAAUGAGGUUAACGUGAUUUUUCACCAACUUGAAUGAAUGAAUGAAUAUAAGAAUUUCUAUAGCGCCUGAAUUAAAAGAAAAACUUAAAUUCUCAGGCGCUUUACAAAGCAAAACACUCCCUGAAAAGGUGUUGUUUCAGGAGAGUUUUGAAAAUGUCUAUGGAACCAGCAAGCCUGAUGUUGGAAGGUAGCUGGUUCCAUAGAACCGGUGAUGACUUGUAAAAAGAACGGUCACCAAAGGUUUUGCACUUAGUGCGAGGGACCACCAAAGUUGGAGCAAUAACAGAGCGGAGAUGGUAGGUGGAAUGGUGCCUCAGUCUGACCAUAUCACACAGGUACGCAGGUGCGACUCCAUGUAUUGCCUUAUAUGUAAAUAAAAGCACUUUGAAAACAAUCCUGUAUUUAACAGGAAGCCAAUGGAGUCGCAUGAGAACCGGUGUGAUACGAUCAAACCGCGGCACCAGACACACAACGCGAGCUGCAGCAUUAAAAGUGCACGCUGCAGUCUGGAGAGUUGAUGUGUAGAAAUGCCAUAUAGAAGGGAAUUACAAUAAUCAAUGUGAGAAGUGACAAAGGCAUGAACAAGAGUGGUGGUUGACUCGGGACUGAGGAAACGUCGAAUUUGGCGGAUCUUAUAAAGACCCAGGAAAGCCUUGGAGCAGACCCUACUAACAUGGGUUUCCAUAGACAUGUUUUUGUCAAAGUAAACACCAAGGUUUCGUACCGAUUUGACAGGUGAAAUUGAGGCCUCCCCCACUCUGAUUGGACCCAUAUCUACCUUCUGGAGCAUUUGUCUAGAACCGAUAAAAAAUGAACUCUGUCUAAAGAUCAUUGAUGAGGAGCUCGUUCUCGAUCAUCCACGCACGGACAUCAGCUACACAUGCUUCUGUUUCGCACAUAGCUCUCUGCUGGUUAGUAGAUGCCAAAGGACGGAAAGACAUAUAGAGCUGAUUGUCGUCUGAAUAGCCAUGCGCAUCUGGAAAGUGACGUGAAAUGAUGUGAUAAAGCCUUGACAUAUAGAACAAAAAGAGGAUGGGUCCAAGGCAACUGCCCUGUGGAACACCACAAUGGAGUGAAAAAUGCUUAGAUUUGCUACCAUUGAUGACGACACACUGCUCUCUAUUAGAGAGAUAAGACUUCAGCCACUGAAGGCAAAGGCCAGUGACGCCAAAAUCUGUCUCCAUGGUUUGAAGCAAUAUGUCUACUCUACAUCAACCGUAUCAAACGCGGCACUUAGAUCUAGCAAGACUAGCAAGCAGACUUCCUGAUUGUCCAUUUUCAUAAGAAUGUCACUUUGAACCUUCAGAAGAGCAGUCUCUGUCGAGUGGUUCUUGCGGUAUGCGGACUGGACUGCUGGUAGUGGGGCAGAGUUAUCACUGUGGACCAUUAGCUGGUCAACUACUACCCUCUCAACAAGCUUAGACACAAAUGCUAAGUUGCUAACCGGCCUAAAGUUGGAAAAGGUCCGAUCAAGUCCUGCUUUCUUUAACAAAGGCGAUACCAGGGCACACUUCCAUUCAGUAGGAACUCGAGCAUCCUGUAGCGAGAGAUUCACGAUGCGAGCGAUGACUGGUAACAGAGAGUCAACACAUAGCUUAAGCAUCCAGGUUGGGAUCGGAUCGAGCGAACAGCUCGCGCUUGAGGACUUCAUGAUCAGUUUUCGAAUUUGCUCGUCGGACACUGUACUAAAAGCAUUAAUUGACUUCUCUGCUGUAGGAGCGGAGACAAUGGGACAGUUAACUGUGACUGCCCUGAUUUUGCUUUUAAUAAUGUCAACUUUACGGACGAAAAAAUCACCGAAGUCAUUCGCGAGUACCUUGUACUUUUGUCCUUGCACAUGCUGUAUUGUCUGACGAUCACUAGAAAGUUUUGCUGUUCAAAAGAUCGUCUGGAGUUUCACCAUUGUCCACAUUGGCUAGACUUAUGUUGUAGUAGUCCUAUUUUGAGCUGUAAUGACAUAAGCAUGUUUUUGUUUGUUUUUAAGUGGCAGUGUGGUUUGAAAUGACUUUUUUUAUGUAUUUGCCUUGAUUUCCAAAGAAACCAAUUUAAAAUUUCAUUUCCUAUAACAUAUCAAAAGCCUGAGGAGACUUUUGAAACCAUGUUUCUAUUUGUUGGUAAUACAUUUAUAGGGUCAAAUCCAACUGUUCGUGAUUUACGUGUACAUCGAUGCUUGUGCUCCUGUACAGACCUUCAUUCAUGGUCCAAUGAUGAAGUCAUUAACAAAAAUUCAAACCCCUCUUAUCUUCUUAAGAAUUGUGUUUCUAUGGUCAGGUAGGCGUACUCUAUCCCACAACACAUUAAAAUCAUUUGUAGCCUGCAUGUAUAAUAGCAGUCACUCAGCUCCCGGACUAUUCUGUCUUGCUAAAUAAUUCUAUAAUCUCUUUUGCCUUCCUAAGGCAGCUAGUCUUGGUAGUUGAUAAAGCUUGGAAUCAGUGAAACCAUGUAACCAGUGAUAAACCUUGGAGUAGUCAGUACUAAACCGUGGAAUCACUGUGCAAGUUCCACGUGAAAUCGGGCGCGUUCCUUCCACGAUUUAUACCCUCCCAACUGCCAAUCUCGUCCCAGCUGACUUUAUUGAUAGCAAUUUGCCAGUAGUUCCAGAAUCAACCUUUUUGUGGAGGAUAACGUCAUCAUUGAAUGCAUUGGAAAUGUGUUGUUGUCAUUAAAAAAUAAACUUAUAUUCAUGACGGGCCGCCAUUUGCAAAUGUCUAAUUAUUGCUCUUCGAUGAAAGCAAAAGUAAGCUUUUGUGAUUGUUUUGUAUUCCAUAUACUAAAAUAAAACGUUUUUAUCAAAAGAAUCAUUUGUAUAUAUAAUGCUCUGAUAAAGCUUAGUAGAUAUGACAAACAUGCACACGGGAAUCACUAAAAAAUGUGUCCGCUUAGAACUGGUUACAUCACGAAAAUAUCUCUACAUCCCUCGAUGUGUACAUGAAUAUGUACGAAAUCGCUCACAGCGAAGGAAUUUAUUCACAUUUUUCUUCUCCAAACCCGGCUAUAACCUUCGGUAAUAAACCUUCAUCUACGUUUCUACGGAUAAGUGCCAGCCGGUGCUGCAUGAUGUAGUCAAUCUUCUCUGUAUCACCCUGUAUGAUCACACCGCUCCGUAGUUCAAAUAGGCCCGUGCGAUGGCGUAGUAAGCGGAGCGCUGAUUGGCCCAUAUUAUGGGUGUGUGGUGGGCGUGUCGUGACGUGCAUGCCUAUAUUUGGGAGAUCAGUAAUGUACACUGGAGGCGAGGUAUGACUGGGUUGUUCUAAAAUAUAUAUUAUUGAAUCGGAUAUGCGACUGAUUUCUAAACUAUCGUCAAAUUCCGAUCUGAUCAUGUAAAAAUAAGCUCCAAAUAUUGAUUCGUAACCACCUUAGGUUCAAAUGGCAUUAUUUCAUGUUUUUAUGCAUUUUUAGGACUGAUUCCAAGGUUUAUCACUGGUUUCAAGGUUUCACUGGUUCCAAUCUUUAUCACCUACUGCUAGUCUUACGUUCAACUCAUCCAGGCUGGCCUAAACGAUGGCUGUCAAUUUCAAAUCUAGUGAACGCAUUAAGCAUUCUUAUGUUAUUGAAAACUGCCUGUAGUUUACACCAGUAUUUCAUUUGUACAUUUUUUAGUCCUUGUGAUGAAAAAGUAUUCUUCCUUUACUGACGGUAAAGUAUUAUUUUGCGAAGCUUAUCAUGAUUUCAAGAACAUAUAUUUUUGUACUGCAGCUGUAUCAAAUGUCUUUCUGGAUUACAAUUUGUUGUAUUUUGAUACAACACAUUGUUAUAAAACCCUUUCACAAUUGAAAUUAUGAUUUUGAAAAAAUGUCUGAUAUUUUUAGCUCACCUCUUAGCAGAGGUGAGCUUAUCCCAUACCGUGGCGUCCGUCGUCCGUCGUCGUCGUCGUCGUCGUCGUCGUCGUCGUCGUCGUCGUCCGUCGUCGUCCGUCGUCCGUUAGCACGGCACGUUUCGUAACUGUUAGAGCUAUUGAGUUGAAACUUGGUACACAUGUACCCUUAUGUAAUGACACCUUGGAGACCAAGUUUCGGUCCGAUUCGUUUCAUGGUUUGGCCACCAGGGGGCCAAACGUUAAAAGUAAAAAUAUGCAAUAUCUCCCUUAAUAGUAGUCGGGAAAUUUUGAAAAAAAUAUGGUAGGUACUUCUAGCAAAGGUGCAUCAUAUAUCCUCCGGGUUUUUGAUUUGACCUCCUUUUCAAGGUCACAGAGGUCAAAUGGUGUAAAUUGGCCGUUAGGAUGUAACGAUGGCACGUUUCUAAACUGCAAUGACUAUUGACACCAAAUUUGGUACACAUUUACCCCUUAGUCAGGUGAUCUUAGGGACCGAAGUUUGGUCCAAAAUGAUUCACCACUUGACCACCAGGGGGCAAAAUCCAAAAACCUUAAAAAAUGUGAUUAUUCCUUAACUUCUUGCCCGAUUGCCACCAAUUUGAUAUCAUUGGUACAUCUAACCACCAUACAGUAUAUGUCACACAGGUUUUUAAUUUGACCUUCUUGUCAAGGUCACAGAGGUCAAAUGGCAUAAAUUCGCCGUCAGGCCGUAACUUUGGCACGUUUCUUAACUGCAAUGACUAUUGAUCACAAAUUAAGUACACAUGUACCCCUUGGUCAGGUGAUCUCAGGUACCGAAGUUUGGUGCGAUCUGAUUUGCCGUUUGGCCUCCAGGGAGGGGGCCAAAUCCUAAAUUCUUCAAAAUGCCAUUAUUCCUAGUAAUGACUUGCCUGAUU